UUAACAUCGGGAAGUCACAAAGGAAUAGGAGGGAUCAGGAUCGAAAUAAACUUGUGAGUAGACUCAAUCCAAAGCAAACCCUCCCAAGUUUUUUAUGGCGGCCUCUUCUUCUUCACUUUCUUCCUCGGACAUAUCCUCUCCUCACCGUCGCCGGCGUCAUCACCGCCACCGCCGAGACCGCGACAAGGACUCCCUCAAGAUCCGAAAGAAGACCAAGUCUCAGUCCCGCGGUAAACGGCGUCGUAGGCAUCACCACCACUCUUCCAAUUCCGAUUCGGAUUCCGAUUCUCAUUCAUCAUCUUCUGUCUCUGAUUACUCUAGAAGUGAGAGUUCUUCUGAUAGUGAGCGUGAAGCAUCUCACCGUUCAAAGAGGCACAAAAGGAGUGACAGGCCAAAGAAGAAUAAGGAAAAGGAUAGAAGUAAAAGCCACCAUCAUAAGCGGCAGAAGCAUAAAGUAAAAGAGAAGCAGCAUGAUGAGAGGAGAAGCAGCCCUGUGCAGCUUUCCAAGUUUUUAGGACGUGACAAAGAUGAUGAUGUCCGUCGGAGUGCUGUGUCUGGCAAGAAGAUUCUUCUGAAACUUGAAAAAUCGAAGGAAGAUAAAGUGGCCGAAAGCAAGAGAAAUGAACUACUGAACUUUUUAAACGCUAGUUUUGAUUAGUGGGGUACAAGCAAAUCUGCAAAGAACCAAAUUUACUUACAUGGAUGCAUAAAUUAUUCUUACAUUAUAAGAACCAGCAGCCUUCCAUUUCCUUGGGAAAGGGGAGGGGAGUAUAUCUUUAUAUUGUGCUUACCAUUUUCAGAUGAGGGAUUUUCGAACCAGCAAAUUCCUUACAUGGUAUUUUGAGAUUGGAGAAUCAUUGUGCUAUUUGGCAACAUAGUUUUUUCUUGUAUUGUUUAUUUGUUUUGGGCACAUGUGACUGAAUUAUUGAAAUUUGUUCCCCUCUUGGUUUUUC
Molecule: messenger RNA, 953 nt
Organism: Vigna umbellata (rice bean)
Lineage: Eukaryota; Viridiplantae; Streptophyta; Magnoliopsida; Fabales; Fabaceae
Source: RefSeq, a predicted model, not a curated record